This is a messenger RNA of Lingula anatina, 1405 nucleotides long. RefSeq names its product chitinase-3-like protein 1. The record is from RefSeq and is a predicted model, not a curated record. Gene Ontology annotation, molecular function: chitinase activity; chitin binding. Gene Ontology annotation, cellular component: extracellular region. Lineage: Eukaryota; Metazoa; Brachiopoda; Lingulata; Lingulida; Lingulidae. Gene Ontology annotation, biological process: chitin catabolic process; carbohydrate metabolic process.
GGUGCAUUUUUACUAAGACUUAACAUACGUGCCUAUUGUUAUACUCUUCAGGGUUUUACCGCCAACUGGUAGAUUUAAAGAGGUACACCCCCAGACUGAAAGUGAUGAUAUCAAUAGGAGGUUGGGCAGUGGGCUCCCUCCCUUUCCACAUGAUGGCUUCCGACCAAAACAAGAUACUCCACUUCACCAGAAGUGUGGGCGGAUUCCUAAACAAGUAUGGCUUUGAUGGUGUGGACAUCAACUGGUGCUAUCCUGGGAGUUUGGGCAGCCCCUACACUGACAGGCUCAAAUACAUUGAACUGAUGUCGGCACUGUACAUUAACUUCUGGGCCAAUGAAGCUAUGGGGAACGAGAAACGCAUUCUAAGUGCCACGGUGCCAGCCGGCAGGUGGAUCAUUGACAGAGGUUUUGACAUUGAGGCCUUGCGAAACUGGGUAGAUUUUAUCAAUAUCAUGGCGUAUGACUACCAUGGGAGCUGGGAGUAUUCACCUACUGGAAUUCACAACGCCCUUAACCCCAGAACUAAGGACCCGGCCCAAGAAUUCAACGCGAAAUGGACUGUUGAAUACUACAUCAAAAAUGGCUUCGACCCGGUAAACAUCAAUCUGGGCAUACCUCUAUAUGGGCGUACUUUUCACUUGGCCAAUGACUUUCAAUUUGGCGUGGGAGCACCCUCUACCGGAGCGGGGCCAAAAUUCGGUCCGUACAGCCGAGCAUCCGGUAUGCUGGGAUUUAAUGAGAUUUGCCCCAUGCUACUAGAGGAGACGGGUUACACGUUAAUUUGGCACGAGGAGCACCAGGUUCCUUACUUCUAUAACCGCCAGACUGGGGAGUGGGUCAGCUUCGAGUGCCCGAUCAGUUCAGCACGCAAGGCACUCUACGUCGAAGAGCGGGGUCUCGGAGGUUUGAUGUUCUUUUCCAUAGAUUCCGGUGAUUUCGACGGUUCUUUCUGCAAUUUUGGAAUACAGCCGAUUGUGGUAUCCACUAUCAUCAUAUCGUACUAUAACAAAUCAAUGGCGUUCAUUGAACAUUUGUACAAUUUUACAAGACACAGCAGCUACGACGAAACAGACGACUUAAGACCACCUUGUGACUUCAGUGAUCAUGGAUUUACAUGUUCUCCGGACCCCAAUGGUAUUUACCCACAUCCCUGCCCGUACCAGUGUGACAAGUGGAUUCACUGUUCUCAUAAUAUCCCGUAUAUAAAGGACUGUCCCCUUGGGCAGUACUUCAUCAACGAAACCCGGCGAUGUGACUGGCCUUGGUUGACGCAGUGUCCCCGAAGUUUUACCUAACCCGAUGGAAAACUUCUCAUAUAAAACUUCUCAGGAUAUUCAGACCACGAUCAGAGAGCUCUGAAUGGCGUAGACUUGGGAGACAAUGAUAAUAGUGAAGCCUUGUAUCA